AUGCCAAUGAGCAGAAUAAUGUCAAAGAGGUUCUAUGCCCCUCUACCGCAACCAUUUGACCCCUGUUUGUACUGUGUUGCCUGCGGGGCAGAAUUCCCAAUGCACGAUCCACGUGAUAUAUAUGAUGAGCGGGAGGACUGGACACGCUUGAGGAAGAAACGAAAGAAUAGGGUUGCAUAUGUUAGUGACCAAGAAUUGGAGCAAACAGACUUCAAAAGGCACCCGGAACUGUGGUCAUUCUUCUACCGCACUAUUCUUGAUGACCCCCAAAGCGGGUCUUUGCGUCUCUCAGGAAUAUCGGAUCACAGAUCUUGGGGGUGGUAUCCCCUUCCAGCGCCCUUGGACAUCCACAAAGCUCGAAUUGGCGGCAUACCCAACCCUGACGGUCGGCAUAAUGUUGAUUUUCACAUGGUGAACAUGCUGAAUGCUGACUGGAACCGCGAGAAAGGCCAGCUAAUUGGAUAUCCAAUUCAUGUUCCCUGCUGGCUUUUGCUUGACCGGGUUAUUGGGCAUGAGAUCAUUCGAGACAAUCUUCGCCCUUUUAUUCAAGCAGUGGAAGGGUUUUGGAAGGAUAAUAGUAAGCUUUGGGAGGUAUUACUCACUCAUUCCCAGGAGGAAGAUGAGUGUUAUGAAAAGGGACAGCACUGGCUCAAGGACCCCCCGAAGAUAAAAAAAAAGCCAAAUCAGCGUCAACGGUCAUUUCCAAUAAAACAAGUCACUCCAAAACCCUGGCACGAGCCUGGAAGUCCGUACAGGAUUCCUGCAAUUCAAGAUUUGAUUGACAAGGCGUGUCAGGUUAAAGACGGUCACCGCCACCCAAUCAUUCAUAAUCACAUGGUAUCGAUGAUGCCUAUUGAGAUUGCGGUUAUGAUUAUAGACAUGAUUUACCGAGGUCAAAAACACAGUCAAGCGAGGAUCAAUGAUACAUGGAAUGCUCUUUAUGCCUUUCAAUGGACACUGCCUGAUACAUAUUGGCAAUCACGGUGCAAUCCAGAGUUGGUCUUUGAGAUCGACGAUCUGGCCCAAUCGGGAAAAGCAGUGGAUUGGCCCUACUUGUGCCUCGGGUUAGAGGAAUUACUAUUGGACGAGGACUGGUAUUGCAAUAGUGGGUUGAACAAUCGGGGUCGUACUAUGAGCAUCAUGAGUGGAAUUAGAAAGAGGUUUCUAGUUUUGCUUGACGCCUGA
This is a messenger RNA of Aspergillus steynii IBT 23096, 1185 nucleotides long. RefSeq lists its product as uncharacterized. The transcript is spliced from 2 exons. Bases 1 to 1185 code for a protein of 394 amino acids. NCBI's taxonomy places the organism in Eukaryota, Fungi, Ascomycota, Eurotiomycetes, Eurotiales, Aspergillaceae. The record is from RefSeq and is a predicted model, not a curated record.